Messenger RNA from Daucus carota subsp. sativus, 3959 nucleotides. Its product is annotated as kinesin-like protein KIN-UB. Gene Ontology annotation, cellular component: spindle microtubule; mitotic spindle. The record is from RefSeq and is a predicted model, not a curated record. The transcript has 23 exons. Gene Ontology annotation, molecular function: microtubule binding; plus-end-directed microtubule motor activity; ATP binding. Bases 295 to 3816 code for a protein of 1173 amino acids. NCBI's taxonomy places the organism in Eukaryota, Viridiplantae, Streptophyta, Magnoliopsida, Apiales, Apiaceae. Gene Ontology annotation, biological process: spindle elongation; mitotic spindle assembly; microtubule-based movement.
GUCAAAACGUGUGUGUCUAUAUGCAUAUCUUAGGUUAAUUAUGUAAUAAUUGUACUUGCUAUUCGAACACCCCCUGCAUCUUAUUUUACUCGGACAGCAUAUCUUCUUGUUUCUUCUUCUUCCAAUCGUGCCGGCCUCAUUCCUCUCCUCUCUCUCUACAUUAAUUUGUUUUAUGUAAUUAUAUAUUUGUAAUAAUUUUAUUAUUAUUUUACGAAAUCUUGGAACUCAGCUUUUGUAUGAAUAACACCCGCGGCCUUGGGAGAGCUCUGUACUGUUGGGUGUAGAGAGAUUGUGAUGGCGGCAAUGAGAAGUUCUUCGCACACUAAACAAUCAUUACCGCCUCCCCCUCCUCCUCCUUCGAGUUCUUCUGGUAGUAGAAGUGGUGGAAAUAGUAAUCAUAAUAGUAAUGGGAAUGGGAGUGCUAGUAAUUCUACGCGUUCGAAACUUCCUCAAUCGUCUAGACGUUCUGUCACUCCCAGUUCUCGCUCUCGCUCUCCGUCACUCAAUGACCCAGAAAAUGGAAGAGUCCGUGUUGCUGUUAGACUUCGUCCCAGAACAGCAGAGGAUCUUGUUUCAGAUGCAGAUUUUUCUGAUUGUGUUGAGAUUCAGCCAGAGCUGAAGAAGUUGAAGCUAAGAAAAAAUAACUGGAGUUCAGAGGCCUAUAGAUUUGAUGAAGUGUUCUCCGGAGGUGCUUCACAAAGACGUAUAUAUGAAGUAGUAGCAAAACCAGUGGUUGAGAGUGUGUUAGACGGGUAUAAUGGGACAAUUAUGGCUUACGGUCAAACAGGUACCGGCAAGACUUACACACUCGGUAGGCUAGGUGAAGAUGACGCAUCUGAACGUGGUAUUAUGGUUAGAGCUUUAGAGGAUAUGAUUGCAAAUACAUCAGCAGCAUCUGAUAAUUUGGAAAUAUCCUACUUGCAGCUGUACAUGGAAUCCGUGCAAGAUUUACUUGCACCAGAGAAGAUUAAUAUUCCAAUUGCUGAGGACCCGAAGACUGGAGAGGUUUCAGCUCCUGGCGCAUCAGUUGUUGGAAUUCAAAAUCUUGACCAGUUUUUACAAGUACUGAAAGUUGGAGAAUCAAAUCGUCAUGCAGCAAACACAAAAAUGAACACAGAAUCUUCACGUAGUCAUGCAAUUCUUAUGAUUAAUGUUAGAAGAUCUGUCCAAGGGAACGAGGAAAAUGAUACAUCUACUAUUCGAAAGGAUGGCAGAAAUGACUUAUCUAACAGCCAUGCUAUACCUACUGUCAGGAGAAGCAAGCUGCUCAUUGUUGAUCUUGCAGGAUCCGAGCGCUUAGAUAAAUCUGGGAGUGAAGGUCACACAGCCGAGGAGACCAAAUUUAUCAAUCUUUCUCUGAGUUCUCUGGGAAAAUGUAUUAAUGCAUUGGCUGAGAAUAGUCCUCAUAUACCCACUAGAGAUUCUAAACUCACAAGAUUGCUCCGUGAUUCUUUUGGAGGUAGUGCACGAACUUCUCUAAUCAUAACUAUUGGGCCAUCUUCUCGUCAUCAUGCAGAAACCACAAGUACUAUCAUGUUUGGUCAACGGGCCAUGAAAGUAGUGAACACAGUAAAGCUAAAAGAAGAAUUUGAUUAUGAAAUCUUAUGUCGAAAGCUUGAGAAGGAAGUUGAUCACCUUACUGCAGAAAUGGAUAGACAGCUGAAGAUAAGGGAUAAUGACAUUAUUAAACUAGAACGAAAGCUUGAGGAAUGUAGAAGCUCGUUUGCUGAAACAGAAAGUAGUUUUGUAGCACGAUCUAAGUUACUAGAGUCGGAAAACAUUCGUCUAGAAUCCGGAAUGAAAGAAAUGCUAAAAGAACUCAAUCUUCAGAAAGAUCAAAACGAUUUAAUUUCCAAUGAAGUUGCACGACUAAAAGCGACAACUGAAACUAAAAAGAUAGUUGAAGAAGAGAAUUCUCGAUUACAGGCAGAGAUGAAAGAUAUACUAACGGAACUGAGUCUACAGAAAGAGCAUAAUAUUCUGAUGCAGGAUGAUAUUGCACGCCUUAAAACAAGUCUCAACCAUAACUCGAAACACCAGCUUGAAGAUUCUAUGAACCGGAAAGUACUUGCAGAGACUACCCAGAUUUAUGAGAAGAAAAUAGCGGACUUGACAAAGCAAUUGGAAGAUGAGCAUGCAUCUUCCAGACGUUUUAAGGAACAAUCAUAUAUGAUGGAGAAGAAAAUAGCAGAGUUAAUGAUGCAAGUGGAAGAUAAGUGUAUGCAAUCCGAAAGUGCUGAAAAGAAGUUAGUUGUGAUGAGGAUGAAAAUAUCGGAUCUCAUGACAAGAAUGGAUGAUGAGCGCUGUCGAUCUGAAAGUGCUAAAGAACAAAUAAUUAUACUGCAGAAACUCCUAAGUGAUAAUCAAACGUCAACUAAGCAGAUUGAACAUGAUACAGUUCAGAAGGCACUAGCAGAAAGCACUCAAAGGUACGAGAAGAAGAUAGCAAACUUAUUUCAACAAGUAAAUGAUGAGAAGGCUCGUUCUGUAGCUGCAGAGGAACAGUUGGUUGCAUCAAGGAAACUACUCGGUGAUGAUCAAACUAUUAUCCAGAUUUCCGAGAAAAAGGAAAUAGGCGACCUCAGAAGGAGAAUACAAGAGGUGUCACAGCUGCAUGAUGUAACUUUAGAUGAACUUCAGUCCUUAAAAUCAGACUACAAGGAUCUAUUAUCUGACAAGAUUAAAGAGAAGGAUGAUAUUGACAGCCUCAAAAGGAAAUUGCAAGAGAUGUCUCAACUUCAUGAAGUAACAGUAAAUGAACUGCAAUCCUUGAAAUCAGAACACAAAAUUUUGUUGUCUGAGAAGGACAAGGUGAAUGACGAACUCUGUGUCACGAAGCAAGCACUUGCUGCCGAGGAAAGACGAAGGAAGACUGUUGAACACGAGCUUGAUGUUUUGAAGAAGGUUGUCCCUGAAAGUGAAGAUGAAUAUGAGGAUAAGAGAUCAUAUAUGAAAGAAAACAUAGCUAAAGGAUCUUCAGCUUUACAAAAAUCAAACAAUGUAUCUAGAGAUAUAUUCUCCGGGCAAAGAACCACCAUCGCAAAAAUAUGUGAAGAAGUGGGGCUUCAAAAGAUACUGGCGCUGUUGACAUCUAGUGACAUUGAUGUGCAAAUUCAUGCUGUUAAGGUCAUAGCCAAUCUUGCUGCUGAAGAUGUGAAUCAGGAAAAGAUUGUCGAGGAAGGAGGUCUAGAUGCACUGCUUAUGUUGUUACGGUCAUCCCACAACACGACAAUACUUAGGGUGGCUUCAGGGGCAGUUGCAAAUUUGGCAAUGAAUGAGAAAAAUCAAAGCCUAAUUACAAGUAAAGGAGGUGCUCGACUACUAGCAAAUACAGCAUCCCGAACAGAUGAUCCCCAAACUCUCAGAAUGGUGGCUGGAGCAAUUGCAAACCUGUGCGGAAAUGAGAAGUUGCAUGUUUUGUUGAGAGAGGAAGGGGGCAUUAAAGCACUCCUUGGAAUGGUUAGAUCUGGGAACAGUGAUGUCAUUGCACAGGUUGCCAGAGGAAUUGCUAACUUUGCUAAAUGCGAAUCUCGAGGGAUUAAUCAAGGCCUCAGGAAAGGCCGCUCCCUUUUAAUAGAAGAUGCUGUUCUUGAAUGGCUGAUUUCCAAUUCGAAUAUUGCCUCAACUUCGACGCGGCGUCACAUCGAACUUGCUCUUUGCCAUUUAGCGCAAAAUGUGGACAAUGCCAAAGAUCUUAUAUCCUCCGGAGGGUUGAAGGAACUUGUACGAAUAUCAACAGAAUCCAGCAGAGAAGAUAUCCGCAACUUAGCAACAAAGACAUUAAGAUACAAUAUAAUGUUUCAAGCACAUACAUAAUCCCAAUGUAACAUCUAGAGCAGUAAGUUAUAUUAGAGCAAAUGAUCAUACAUGUUAUGACACCUGAACAAUAGAUUUUCAUUCUUAGAAAUUUCAGCAAAAAAUGUGCAGUAUGUAGGAUAAAAUGUGUUAGCUUAAACUUA